Messenger RNA from Chara braunii, 1410 nucleotides. The record is from the annotation of a GenBank genome assembly. NCBI's taxonomy places the organism in Eukaryota, Viridiplantae, Streptophyta, Charophyceae, Charales, Characeae.
CGGGAGUGCCCGCAUCCUAGGAACUAUCAACGGCCACCCGUGGCGACGGGGGCCAAUGCCGAACCGAUACUGGCUUUACCAGCCGCCGGGGCGCAGGUGGCACCGGCUGCAGCUCGAGCGCCUGUGGAGAAUUCGUACGGCGGAGCCCCGCCGGGAGAACGCGGACCUGAAGCGUGUCGAGGCCGAUAUGACGCAGAAGAUGGAAGGGGAGCUGGGCGCCUUGAAAUGGGAGAUUCGUGACCUCAAGGAGGGCCGCGAUAACAUGGGGAGGAGCGAUUUAGCCAAGCAAAUUGAGGACCUGCGCAUGGAGAUGGAGGCUCUGCGCAAACGAAACGAGGAAACGGAGGAGGUCGCGGAGCUAUGGAGAAACGAGGCUCUGCGGCUUGGAAACAAGCGAGGUAGUAUCAAUGUAUUUACACCGGCCACCGAAGGACGAACUGCUACUAGGACACGCAUCUCGGGGUCUUCGGAGGAAGCGAGGCGCCUGCGAGUGCAACUUUCAGAUUUACAGGAACGGAGGAAGUGUGACCAAACUGAAGUGGACAUGUUGAAGGAGAGGAGGACUUUGGCCGAAGCAAGGAGGAUGGAGGCCGAGAACGAGUUGGUUAGAUUACAGGAGCAGCUGGCGCGGCUGACGACGGAGCAAGCCGGGUGCAGCUCCCCUAAGGAGCGGGGCACGAACCUCAAAGAGAGGAUGGAGGAGGCGGCAAAAACUGGGUUUCGAUCCGGCAAGAAAAGCAAGGUGAAGGCUACACCCGGGAGAAUGGCUCGCCCCGACGAUGGUAUUGCUAAGGCAAACGAUCGUUUUGGGUUUCUUCAAGAUGAGAGAAAGAGAUUCCGGGCUUUGAAGAAGGCGGGUUUGGAGCCGUUAUGCCAGGAAGCAGGUAUCAAAUACAAGACGAUGGACAUCUCUGUUGAGGAGGUGGCUCAGAUCAAUGCGGCAAAAAUGUUUGGUGAAGACAGUGGACCUAAGGAAGGCGUUCACGGCGAUCGCAGCCACGGUAAGAUGGUAUCUGAUGACAGCAACGUUGCGGUCGUAGAGGAAGCCCCGUCGGACUCUGCUUGAUGGGACUUCCCGAGCGCGACGAUUUGGGGGUUAGCCAAGGCUUGUCGUGAUGUUCGUUCUGUCUCUACCUCUUCUCUACGUGAUGAGUCAUGGAACUCUCUCUUUCAGAUUGCGGUGUUGAUGUUGGUAUUGCGUGGGUGCAUUCCGUGGGCGGCGAAUUUUCGGACUUACCUGUUGACUAUGUUGAAAGAGGAUGGCGAGCUGUAUCGAUGUCGAGGUCCAAUUGUGUACGUCCUCACAUCUCCUUGGCAUAAGCACUGUUAUGUAGGUUCCACGGGGCGGUCUCUGGAUAUUAGGUGGUGCGAGCACGUUUACCGGGCCUGCAAUGAAGGCGUCAUAGAUAG